AUUGGCUAGCUAGUCCAGUCACAAAAUGAUGUUGGAAAAAAACCUUUGAUUUAGCACUGCCCUCUUCAGGUCAACAUAGUUCUUGAGCCUGAGCUUCAGAGAAAAUGAGUGAAUCACUGGUAGUUUGUGAUGUAGAUGGAGAGUUGGUAAAGAAACUUCGAGAGUUCCGUUUCCGGAAGGAAACCAAUAAUGCUGCAAUAAUCAUGAAAAUUGACAAAGACAAACAGCUUGUAAUCCUGGAUGAAGAACAUGAGGAUAUUUCCCCGGAUGAUCUGAAGGAUGAGCUGCCUGAGAGACAACCUAGAUUUGUGGUGUAUAGCUACAAGUACCAGCAUGACGAUGGUCGUGUAUCUUAUCCUCUCUGCUUCAUCUUCUCCAGUCCAGUGGGAUGCAAACCUGAGCAGCAGAUGAUGUAUGCUGGGAGCAAAAACAAACUGGUCCAAACGGUGGAAUUGACCAAGGUUUUUGAGAUCCGAAACACAGAGGAUCUCACCGAGGAGUGGCUUAGAGAGAAACUUGGGUUCUUUCGCUAAAAGCAUCCGAUUCAAUCUGAGAUGUCAAAAGGAUAAUCAGGACAACCCAGUUGUGUUGUGAGGAAAAAACACUAUAACUCAUUUCCCAUCCUCUUUUUACCUCUCAAAUAAUCUCUCCCAACACGUGCCAGUUCUGUUUGUCUGUUUCUUAGUUACACUCCCACAUAUAACAGGGGAGACAUCAUCUGAAAGGGUGUGUUGACCUCUAGUUAUGUUGAAUUUGGGUGCAAUCAAAUGGCAUUAACAUCGUUUUUAUGGACUUUCUUGCUAUUAUAGUUUACAAAGAGUGAAUAUGGAACUAAAACCACUUUUUGUUAUUAGAAAACUUUUUUUUGUAGCUGAUCAUGAAAGAUAUAAUGGUGGAAAAAAGGUUAUUGCUCAUUCGAUCAACACGUAAUUGUAGUUUUUUUUUUCUUCAUCAAGUCAGAAAGAUAUGACCUGAUAUAGUGUAUGCAUUACUUUGGCACCUAAUUAGAUUAUGUCCUACCUUUCUGGAAAAACAACAUCGGAGGCACACAUGCAUUCUCUUUUUUAAAUUACAUUUUGUUAACUAAAUUCCGUUUCUUUUCACUUCAUUUGUGUGGGUGUGUUUCACUCUAAGCACUCCUAAAAGUAUUCCCCCGUAUCUGCCGUCCUUGUUAGGCUCGAGUGGGAGUUUCAUAUAUCUAGUCAUCACUGUUUUGAGGACAAACUGUGCAAGAAAGAACUGAAGCAUGGUGUGUUAUAUGACAGACCUGUGGGAUAUACAGAGCACAACACUUUCCAAAACAUAUUUUUAACUGAAACAUUCCUGCACCUGAGUAUUUAUGAAAAUGUUUACUUGA
Molecule: messenger RNA, 1357 nt
Organism: Hypomesus transpacificus
Lineage: Eukaryota; Metazoa; Chordata; Actinopteri; Osmeriformes; Osmeridae
Gene: gmfb
Product: glia maturation factor, beta
Exons: 7
Coding region: 105-533 (142 amino acids)
Biological process (GO): actin filament debranching; negative regulation of Arp2/3 complex-mediated actin nucleation
Cellular component (GO): actin cortical patch
Molecular function (GO): actin binding; Arp2/3 complex binding
Source: RefSeq, a predicted model, not a curated record